Messenger RNA from Manihot esculenta (cassava), 2719 nucleotides. RefSeq names its product embryonic protein DC-8. The transcript is spliced from 3 exons. NCBI's taxonomy places the organism in Eukaryota, Viridiplantae, Streptophyta, Magnoliopsida, Malpighiales, Euphorbiaceae. The record is from RefSeq and is a predicted model, not a curated record. Bases 595 to 2274 code for a protein of 559 amino acids.
CUCAUUAUUUUGAAAAAUUCAAACAUUAAUAACAUCUAUUUUGCAAAUUUACUCUCAUUUGCAAUAUUAAUAUAAUAUUUUGACAGAUAUUGUAACUCUAUAUAGUUUGAAUUUACUUCCUCAAGUCUGGAUCUAUAUCAUUUACGAUAUCUUUUGUAGUUCUUGCUAUUUUAAUAGUCUUAAGAAAACCAUUUUUUUGCAGUUAAAAAAAGAAAAUACGGAUCACUUGAACACCGUGAAGGCCAUCUGAUUCCUUGAAGUUUCUUCUCGCUCCCUUAUAUGGAAUGAUUUUUUGCUUUUUUACGAUUAUAUAGAAUGAUCAUGAAUAUCCAAAAGCGCAGGAGGCGGCCAGCUAUGGCCACACGUGGCAUUAGCCCAGUGUCAAUAGUCCCUUAAAACAGCCACGUCCCCUUCCUCUUGGGACACGUUUCAAUACCACCAACUGCUCAAUCUGUACUUUUCUUCCUUUUCUUCGUAACAGCACUAGCAGCCUAUUCUAUAGAUCACUCGUUUCUAUCCGCUUACUGGUUUUUGCAAGAUUACCACUUGAGAUCGAUAUAACAUACUUUGUUCUUAUUAAUUCAAUAGAAAGAGAUGGGGAGUGGAGUGAUGACGACGUCGACGAUGGCAGCAGCGGUGGUUGUGGUGUUAUGGGUGGCGGUAUCAGUGGAUGUAGGGUGGUGCAGCGAUGAUGGGAUGAUGGAGAAUGCGAAAGGGAGAAUGAAUAUGGCUGCACGAAAUGUGGAGGUGAAGGCGAAAGAGAUGAAGCAGAAAGCGGCAGAAGCCAUGCGGAACGUCAAGGAAAAGGCCGGCUCCUGGUAUAGGCGGGCUUAUGGAACGUUCUCAAAGGAUGCAAGAGAAAAUAUAAAAGGUAGAGCCUCAAAGACCUCAGAUACAAUGAAACAGGCUGCUUAUGGAGCUUCAAGGUAUGCUUGUGGGAUGAAUGUUGAUGAGGCAGUCAACAAGGCUUGUGGAACAGUAGGUGAUAUAAAGGACUUCAAUUCGGAUCAGGUUAUAAGAAUGGCAUCAGAUAGAGCUAGUGAUGCCAGAGAAAAAGUGGCAGGAGCAAUGGACUACGGAAAAUAUAAAGCAGCUAAUGCCUAUGAUGAUGCUAAUGACCUGGCUUCAUAUUGGGUGGGUGAUUCCAGAGAUGCAAUGGCAGAAGGAAUGAAUUAUGGUAGAAGCAGGCUUACUAAUGCUUAUGAUGAAGCCAAACAAAAAUUAGGGAGGGAUACAAAUAUGGCAUCAGAUAGAGCUAGUGAUGCCAGAGAGAAAGUGGCAGGAGCAAUGGACUGCGGAAAAUAUAAAGCAGCUAAUGCCUAUGAUGAUGCUGAUAACAUGGCUUCAUAUUGGUUGGGUGAUUCCAGAGAUGCAAUGGCAGAAGGAAUGAAUUAUGGUAGAAGCAGGCUUACUAAUGCUCGUGAUGAAGCCAAACAAAAAUUAGGGAGGGAUACAAAUAUGGCAUCAGGUAGAGCUAGUGAUGCCAGAGAAAAAGUGGCAGGAGCAAUGGACUGCGGAAAAUAUAAAGCAGCUAAUGCCUAUGAUGAUGCUGAUAACAUGGCUUCAUAUUGGUUGGGUGAUUCCAGAGAUGCAAUGGCAGAAGGAAUGAAUUAUGGUAGAAGCAGGCUUACUAAUGCUUAUGAUGAAGCCAAGCAAAAAUUAGGGAGGGAUGCAAAUAUGGCAUCAGAGAAGCUCGGUGAUGCUGAAGAGGAAAUGACAGAAGCAAUGGAGCAUGGAAAAGAGAGAUCAGCCCAAGUUCAUGAUGAAGCUAAGCAGCAAUUUGAUAAGGCUAAAGACGCAAUAGCAGAUGCAAUGGGGUAUGAAAGAUGGGACAAGAUGGAUGUCUCUGAUGAAGCUAUAAAAAAAGUCUGCGAGGUAUACUGUACGGCAAAGGAAACAAUGAAGGUUCAGGGGAAGUCCAAGUAUGAAGCUGCCAAGGAGAGGUUGUCAAAGGCAACUGGUGAUCUAGGAGCCAAGAUGAGAAAUGAGAGAGCCGUUGACAUGUAUGAUGAAGCUGAGCAGAAAAUGGGCAUGGCUUCAGACGUAGCCUCGGAGAAGGCUAGUAAGGGGAAAGAGGCAAUGCAAUUAGGAGCAAUGGGGUGCGAAGAGAUGAAUGCCUUUGAUGAAGCUGUAAAUAAUGUACGUGAGGCAUACAGAUUAGCCAAGGAGGAGAGGACUUUUCGAGGAAGGUCCAAGUAUGAAGCUGCGAAGGAGAGAAUGUGGAAGGCCACCGGUGGAUGUUGGGGCGAAGAUGCGGGAGUCUAUUGCAGAUAAUUGAGUAGACCUACCCACUUUCUACAUGGUAUGUGAGUCAUAGACAUUAGUCCCUCUUCAUUGAUUCGCGUCAUAGGGUUCGAAUUCAAGAUGCAUGGACUUCUGAUUUUCUAUUUUCCUUUUACUCAUUUCACUGCACAUGGUUCAGGCAUUGAACUUAUGACAAGAACCUUGGUGUAGUACUAGACUUGGCUAAUGGCAACCGACGGAUUUCAAUAACGUGUGGAAGACUUGCAAAUUCAGGCAGCUGGAGAUAGAACAGAAAUAUUCAUACGCAGAGAGAACUAGAUGUUAUGCUACAAAAUCCUGAAUUAUGAUAAAAUAAUAGUGAGAGAACUAUUCGGAUGAACAAUUAAUGCAAGUCCUAGUGUAGUUGGUAUUAUUUCUUGUUGCUAUCAUUCUUUAACUUUUAUACCGCAUCUUACCUUCUUGCAAUAAAGGUGGC